AUGAGCUCAACCGACGAGGCUUCGGUUCAGGAAGAUGGUUUUGGCCUGGACGGUGUGAAGCGCACCAUCGUCACCAGUGCAGGCCCCAGAGCCACACGGGUACCGGGCCUGGGCCUUGAGCUGGGGCCCCCGCGGAGUGGGGAGGGCGAGGGCGGCCUCCCAGACCCUGAGGGCUAUGAGUUCGAGUUGGAGGCCCAGGGGGAACAGCUAGAGGCAGGAGGGGCGGUGCUGCGGGUUGGCGAAGGCAGGCCUGGCUCCAUGGCUGAUAAGAAGGGGGAUGCCCUGGACUUCGUGCCCCACCUCGCUGUGGAGUCUGUGGCCAGCGUGCAGCAGCUGACAGGCCAGGAGACCCCGGCCGCCCACAGAUACCUGUCCCCGGAGAGCUGGGUGGCUGAACUGUCCGCCAUUUGGGCUAACGCAGAGGCAGGCCCCAGCCGGAGAUGGGCGCUGGCCCCAGGUUCCUUGGAAACACUGCAGGCCCCAUCUGCUGCCCCUCUGCGUCACCCCAGUGGGCCUCAGGUGGGACAGGCCUGGGGGAACCCCGGGAGAGGCACCAAAACUAGGAUGAUGGGCAGUGGGGAAGCCCAGUUGCCCCCUUCUGAUCCUGAGUCUUCAGAUGAAUUCACUGAGAUACAGCUGGUGAGGGUGAGCCUUUGCCCGAAAGAAGGAGGCCAGACCAGUUCCAGCAGCCCCAGGGAACCGGGAGACACAGCCAACUGCGCCUGUGUAGGGACCAGAGGGAAUUUCCUUCAAAUACCUACCUCUCUGCCGACCUCUGCUCCCAGCCGACUCACCUCUGCCAUGGAAAGGCAGGCCUUGGGAGAGCUGGCAUCCUGUUCCUCCAAGAAAAGGCAAAGCGUGAUCUGGGGCAAGGGAGGGAGCAGGCCCAGCUACCCUGGAGCAGCAGCUGCUGCUGUUGCUGCUGCUGCUGCUGCUCCUCUUCCUCCUCCUCCUCCUCCUCCUCCUGCUACUUUUGCUUCAGGAGGCCUGCCCAGGGCCACUCCUAGGAAGAAGGCCAUCCAGGAGAAGAAAUCCCUGGGGAGUGGCUCAAAAUUUAGCCUGGGCAGGGUCUUCCCUAUAUGGGGGCAGAGACUCAAAGCCGCUCCUCUGGAAACGGCCACCCUUCCCCCAAUCCCGGGUGUUCCCCUGUUUGGGAGGUCCAAGAGGUAUUCCUUGGUGCCCUUGGAACCCAAGCAGCCCAAGCACAGUGGCACUGCAAAGAGAUCUAUGGCGAAGAAGACACAGGAAUCCCAUCCUGUGACUGGUGAUGAUAAUGACCCAAAUAGAGCUACAGUUCCAACAGCCCAAUGUCCAGCACACCGGCCGGGGACACCUUGCCUGUGCAUGCAUCGUGGAGACUUCAACAGUGGUGACCCCAACACCAGAGCCCCCCAGCCUCCGGCAAGCUCCCAGCCCUUGGACCUGAGUCAGGGAGGCCUCACCCCCAGAGGCCCUGCCUCUGCGGUCAUGCAGUCCCUGGAUGACAAGUUCCAGGUCUUCUGA
This is a messenger RNA of Marmota flaviventris (yellow-bellied marmot), 1503 nucleotides long. RefSeq lists its product as uncharacterized. NCBI's taxonomy places the organism in Eukaryota, Metazoa, Chordata, Mammalia, Rodentia, Sciuridae. The record is from RefSeq and is a predicted model, not a curated record.